UGCCUGCUAAGUACAUGGGGUUUCCCCGCGAGAGUUCGAAUCUCUCAGGCGACGUUUUAUUAUCCUUUUUCUAAUUUCGCGCAUUUUUCUAAUUUUAAAUAAUUACUAUAACUAUUUAGGGUUCUUCUCCGAUCCGAUGAUGAAAUCGAAUGGAUCCCGUCUUUCAUCUCCGCUAACUGUCGAUUUCGAUGCUGAAACGAUAAAGGUAAUUUUGUGGUGAUUGUAAUUCAUGGAAAGUCCCCACUCUGUCAACAGUCCUAGAAGAACGCUCAGUUUGUCAAGACAGCGGAGGCCAUAUGCAUCCUUUCCUGACCAAGAUGACAAAACCUCUGGCUUUGGAUUGUCUGGCGACCAUGGUCCUAAGCCUUCUGAAGUUUAUGGUUUUCUGGGAUCCAUAACCACUGUUGUUGCUUCAGUUAUUUUCUUGGUAUGGGCAUAUGUUCCAGAAUCAUGGCUACAUUCUAUUGGCAUCACUUACUAUCCUAGCAGAUAUUGGGCUCUGGCAGUACCAACUUAUGUGAUGGUGAGCAUUGUAUUAAUGCUGGGAUUCUACAUUGGUCUUAACUUCAUUUCAACUCCUUCUCCUGCAUCUAUAUACACAGUUUUUGAUGAAUUCAGUAGGGAUCCUCUGAGUCUUGAUUGCUCGCUAGCGGGAGAGGAGAAGCCUAUCGACCCUAUAUCUGAUAUUGGUAUUGACAGAAUCAAUGAUGUUAUGUUCAAUAAUGCGGCCUAACGAUUAGACCUCACUCCAAUAGUUGCUGCUAAACAGGUGCUGUUAUUGGCUUCUCUCACAUUACAUUGAGAGGUUUAGCUAUUAGAAGAGUUGUCUUGUUAGAGAAUCUCAGAAGAGAUUGAAUUGUCUUGUUAGAAAAUGAUUGAUUCUAUUAUUCUUUAUUGUCACCACCCAAGAAUGGUUUUGCGACCAAA
Messenger RNA from Lotus japonicus, 927 nucleotides. Its product is annotated as phosphatidylinositol N-acetylglucosaminyltransferase subunit P-like. Bases 230 to 733 code for a protein of 167 amino acids. The record is from RefSeq and is a predicted model, not a curated record. The transcript has 5 exons. NCBI's taxonomy places the organism in Eukaryota, Viridiplantae, Streptophyta, Magnoliopsida, Fabales, Fabaceae.